AUGAAGUAUCGAGGUGAGGGGGAGGGGGAAGGGGAAGGGGGAACAGAAGAAACCAAGGCAGCAGCAGCAGCAGCAGUAGCAGGAGCAGCAGAAGCAGCGCACCCGCACCGACCAGAUAACCCCCCCACCAAUGAAGGACAGUCUGGUGUGAGGCUCCACAUCCGUCUUCGCACAGCAUCACCCGCGGUAAUAUCUAUGGCGUUCGUUCUGCUGGUGCCAGCAGCAGGCGCGGCGGUCCUGGGAUUUAAGGCCUUGCUUGGAAAGAAUAAGUCGGCCGACGGGUCAUCUAAGAAGCUCGUAGGCGACAAGGCUGAUAACAAAACCCCCCUGACUAAUACUUCCCCUGUCGACGACUCAAGCGCUAUGGAUAAUGCCGGCGACUCGGACGCCGAAAUGAGCAUGGAGGGACACGUUGACGAAUCCUACGGUCCGAAUUCACGUGAGGGAGCAGGCGCGCAGCCGCAGCAGCCGCCAGACGGAGGAUCUAACUUCGCCGGAGAAGCAGACGCUGGUUCAAGCGGUGCGGCGGACGCGAAUUCAAGCGGCGCGACAGACGCAAAUACCCUUCUGAGUAGCGAUGAGGAAGAGGAAACUGCACCGGAUACCAUGGCUGGUGAACCGACCAAGUGCACAUUCCACGAGGCUUCACAAGAACAAGGAGCGAAAACUCCGGUCGAUGAGGAGAAGGAACAGCGAGCACCAGGCAACGAGAUGGCGUCGCCCUCUGGAACAAAUCCGACGAAUGAAUCUGGCGUGGACAAUGCGGGUGCAUCCGAGAACGAGGGCGAUCGCAGCGGAAGGGACGACGGUCGCUUGGCCGGAUUGGCGGAGUAUCACGCCGCAGAGCCCCUGACGCCUCCUGAGGUGCUUCGGAAUCAUUCUUCAGGGCCCCUGAUGGCCUUAAAGCCCAUGGCGUCGCAGGAGCAUGCAUGCCCGGAAGAUGCGGGGAAGGUCCAGGCGGAAGAUAUGGCGCUGCUGGCGAUGAUUGGCGCGAUUCAGGGGAAGCCGGCGCGAGAGAGCGCGGAAUGCGUGACUCGUGUCCCGGCAAAAGCGGGGAGUGGAACGUGUUGUAUCGAGAAUGCAGGCGAAUUCGUUGGUGAAAAUGCCGCUUUUCACGGAAAUGGUGCAGCUGGAGAGGGUCCAGACGGCGGAAUUGCCUCUGCGGACGAUUGCGGGGAUAAUACGGAUGGGACUGCGGCGGGUAGAGCAGCAGAAUCGUCUGUUCCACGAGCAGCAGUUUCAUCUGUAGCCGUUACCACUUCGCUGUCCCCCCAGUCCGCCAUUCCCGAGGACUCGCGUCCGGCGGAGCGAGUCGGAACCCGCGGAGAAGCGGAGGGCAAGCGCGCGGAGCUGUCGGAGCUGCAGCGCGAGCUGCGGGAACUGGGGGCGGCGCUUCAGGCGGAGGCGGAGAGGGAGCGCGUGCUAGAGAGCGAUAUAGAGGCGUCGGAAAACGGGGGUGGAGAGGAGCCGAGUGCGGAAGAGAGCACGGCGGAAGGAGGCGGGGAAACAGCGGGUCUCCGGACCGCGGGAGAAGGCGGAGAGAGGGAGAACUGCGCAAACGGUAACGGGAUCGAAUUCUCCUAUGAAGAAUCGGAGGGAAGCAAUGGCGCCAUGGAUGUGCGUAGUGACAUUUUCUUUGGCGUCUCGCCUUCUGGACAAGAAGCCGCCGGAAACUCGCGCUGUGCUGCUGGUUGCUUACACGGGAGUGCCGAAAGCCUCGAGAGCGGAGUGAAGGGGAGAGAGAGGCCAGGUGCGGGGAAGCACGGCGCGCGGAACGGCCGCGGGAGCAGCGUUUGGAGGAAUGCGGCGCAUGGGAGGGGCCGUGGGCGGGUUGCGCUUGCGCCGCACGGUGUGCGCGGGGUUCCCGAGACGGCCGCGGUGGUGAAAGGACGUGAGCAGCAGGGGCAGCAGCGGGAGUGGGAGGCUGAGCGGCGGAUUAGGCGGGCGGAGGCGGUGGGGAAGAAGCGCGCAGACGAGGAGAGAGGCGCGGAGAAUGGUGGGGAUGAGAUGCGGUUGCGGGAGGUGGAGAGGAGGGAGAGGGAGCUGGAGGAGUGGCUGAAAAGGAUGGAGGAGCGGGAGAAAGAGGUGGAGGAGAGAGGAAGAGAGGUGGAAGAGAAUGGAAGGAAGGUGGAGGAAGAGCGGGGGAGGGUUCAGAUGGAGAGAGAGGAGGUGAUGGUGAUGCGACUAGCGAAUGACGAGAAGAAAAAGGAGGUGGGGAGAUGGGCGGAGGAAGUGAGGGGUGCGGAGGCAGCGGUUAAGGUGAGAGAAGAGGAGGUGGAGUGGCGGGGGGUGGUGGUUGGGAAGCGCGAGGAGGACGUUGCGGGGCGAGAGGAGGUCGUGGGUCGACGGGAAGAGAAGGUGGUUGCACGAGAGGAAGCGGUGAUGCGGCGCGAGGAGGAGGCUGAUACGAGGACGCGUGAGGUGGAGGGGAGAGAGGAGGAGGCCGAGGAGAGGCGGAGAAUGAUGGAGGGGGAAUUGGAGAGGUUAGCAGGGGAGUUGGCGCAAGUGGAGAAACUGAGAGAGGCGUGCGGGGAGAAGGAGGCAGAGGCGGAGAGGCGAUUAGAGGAGGUGAAUGGACGAGAGGAGGAGGUGAAGGGACGAGAGGAGGAGGUGAAGGGACGAGAGGAGGAGGUGAAGAAAAGGGAGGAGGAGGUGGAGAGGCGAGAGGAGGAGGUCAAGGGACGCGCUGAGCAAGUAGGAGAGCGGGAGGAGGAGGUGGAGAAGCGGUUCUGUGAGGUGAAGGGUCGAUUGGCAGAGGUGGAAGAGGAAGCGGACGAGGUCAGGAGACGCGUGAAGGAGGUGGAAGAGAGGGAGGGGGCCGUGGAGAGAAAGGAGGAGGAUAUCAAGCUUAAAGAGGAACAAAUGGUGGCGGCGGAGGUGAGGAGAGAGGGGGAUAUAAAGCUGAAAGAGGAAGAAGUUUCACGGAAAGUGGAAGAGAUGAAGCAGCAGGAGGAGGUGAUGGAGAGGAGGGAGAAGGAGUUGGAGGAGAGAGGAGAGGAAGUGGCGAGGCGAGAGAAGGAGGUGCAACAGCAGCUGCUGAGUUUGGACGAGAAACUGAGGGAGGUGGAGGAGAGAGGGGGAGAGGUGGGGGUACGAGAGGUGGGAGUAGCAGAGAGGGAGAGGCAGGUAGAGCAGGAGAAGGAAGAGGUCACGAAGAGGGAAACAGAGGUGGGUUUACGAGAGGAGGAGGUGAGGAGGAGGGAGAGGGACGUUGCUGAGAAAGAGGAGGAGGUGAGGAGAAGAGAGGGUGAGUGUGUGCGGGAGAGGAGGGUGGAGGAGGAGAUGGAAGGGAUGAGGGAGGCGAUGGGGCGGGUGGCGAGGGGGGCGGCUGGGAACGUGGAGAAGGAAGCAGAAGUGGAGGAGGCGAGGAGGGAGGUGAGGGAGAGGGAGGAGCAGGUGGAGGGGAGACGGCAGGAGGUGGAGCGGCAGGAGCAGGAGGUGCAGGCGCGGGCAGAGCAGGUGCAACGGCUGCUGGAGGAAGUGGAAACGCGCGAGAAUGCCGUGGCUGUGGCUGAAGGGAACGAGAGGGAGGUGGCAGAGGUGAUAGCAGCUAUGGGAAGGAAAGAGACGGAUUGGAAGGAGAAGGAGCUGCAGCUGCAAGAAGAGGUGAAGGAACUGCAGAGGGAGAAGGAGGCGAUGCAGGAGAAGGAGCGGGAAGCGGUUGUUGGGAGGGAGGCGAGUGGGAUGGAGGAGCAGAUGGGUGUGUUGACAGAGAGGAGGGAGAAGAUGGAUGUGCGAGAAGGGGAGCUCGUGGAGUGGGAGGGAAGGGUUAAGAGGCAAGAACUGGAGGUGGAGGGAAGAGAGGCGGCGAUGGGGGAGAGGGAGAGGGCAGUGGAGGAAAGGCAGGAGAGAGUGGGGGAGAGAGAGAGGGAGGUGGAAGGAAGAGAGAAGGAGGUGGGGGAGAAAGAGGCGAAGGUGACAGAGAGAGAAGACAAGGUGAAGGAAAGGGAAGAGAAGGUGUAUGUGAAGGAGGCGGAGGUGAGGGCGGGAGAGGAGGAGGUGGGUGCACGGGCGAGGCUAGUGGAGGAAGACACAGUGCGGGUGUGUGGAGACAUGGUUCGUGCAGAGGUACUGCUGAGUGAGGCCCAGGAACGAGCGGCAGAGGUGGAAAGACGAGUGGCGGAGUUGGAGGGACGAGAAGCCGAGGUGGAAAGGCGUGAGGCGGAUGUUGAGAGGCGCGAAGCUGGGGUGAAGGAGAGAGAGGAGGAGGUGGGGAGGAGGGAGGAAGUGAGGGCUGCUGAGCUGCAGCGGAGGGAGGAGGAGGUGGGGCAGCGAGAGAAGGAGGUGGCGAAGCGAGAGGAGGAGGUGGGUGCGGCGCAGAGGAGCGUGCGGGCGAAAGAGGAGGUGGUGGAUAGGCAGCUUCGCAUGGUGAUGGAGAGACAGGAAGAUGUGGCGCGGAGGGAGGAGCAUUUGAGAGACGAAGAGGAGGAGAAGGGGAGGGAAGAGGAGAACGCGGUGAAAGGAAGGGUUUUGGAGUUGGAAAGGAGGGCUGGGGAGAGGGAGGUGGAGGUGGCUGAAAGGGAAAGGCUAGUGGUUGAGAGAGAGGAGGAAGUGAGGAAGAGAGAGGUUGAGUGUGCAGCGAAGGAAGGGGAGGUGGAGGAGCGGGAGAGGAAGGUGGAGGAGGAGAUGGAGGGGAUGAGAGAGGCGAUGGGGCGGGUGGCGAAGGGGGCAGCUGGGAACGUGGAGAAGGAAGCAGAGGUGGAGGAGGCGAGGAGGGAGGUGAGGGAGAGGGAGGAGCAGGUGGAGGGGAGACGGCAGGAGGUGGAGCGGCAGGAGCAGGAGGUGCAGGCGCGGGCAGAGCAGGUGCAGCGGCUGCUGGAGGAAGUGGAAACGCGCGAGAAGGCCGUGGCUGUGGCUGAACGGGAGAGUUCUCUGAUACGGGAGAGGAAAGAAGUAGACGCAGCAGCUUGCAAGAACCAGGAAAAAGGAAGUGGGGAAGUGGGUGGGUUAGUAGCACGUGUGGCUGAAUUGGAAGAGGAACUGGAGCGGCAGCAGUGUGUCAUGAUGAAAAUGGAGGCGCUCAUAGCUGCUGCUAAUGCUGAGAUGAAGGACCUGAUCAGGCAGAAAGAAACAGCCGAGGAGGAGCUUAGGACGGCCGUUGAGAGAGAGGAGAGGGAGCGGGAGAAGGAGAGGGAGAGGGAGAAGGAAUGGGAGAAGGAGCGGGAAAAGGUGCGCCAGGAGAGGUUAGAGCAGGAGGAGAAGGAGAAGGAGCUGGAGAGGAGAGAAGCUGAAGUGGAGGAGGGUCUGGGUGAGGUGAAGAGAAGGGAGGUGGCACUGGUGGUGCGGGAACUGAGGGUGGAAGCAGAGUCAGAGGCGCUCGGAAGGGAGAUGGAUAGACUCGCGGCCAUGGCUGCUGCGAACGCAGAGAAGGCGUGUGAGCUGGAUGAGAAGCGAGAGCUGGUGGAUCAGAGGGAGGAUGCGGUUGGGAGGAGGGAGGCGGAGGUGGAGAGAAAGAUGGAGGAAGUGGGGAGGAGGGAGAGGGAGGUGGAGGAUGUUGUGAGCAGUAAGGGCAGGGAAGCAGAGGAGGAGGCGAAGGCAGAGAGUGAGAGGCUGACGGUGGAAGUGCAGCGGUUGAGAGAAGAGGUUGAGAGAGCUGAGGAGAGGUUGAGUAAGGCGAAGGAGGAGGUUAAACGGGCGGAUGAAGAGGUAGCGGUGCUUACUGUGCGGGAAGCUGAGAGGGGUGAGGCGGAGAAGAGGCUGAGAGGAGAGGUUAGUAGGCUCGAGAAAGAGAUUGGGCAGCUGAAGGAGAGAAUGAAGGAGAGAGGGUGUGAGAGCAGCAAGAUGGGCGAGGUGCUGAGGAGGAGGGAGGCGGAGUUAGAGCGGCAGGAGGAGGAGGUGAAGAAGCGAGUGAAGGAGGUUAUGGAUAAAGCGGCAAGGAUGGAAGAGAUGCGGAGGGAAGCCAAGGCCGGGGCUGAUAAGCGGAGCUCGGAUGUGGAGAUGCGGUGGAGAGAGGUGGAGAUGAAAGAGAGAGAGGUGGACAAGCGGAUGGCGCUGCUGCGAAAGAAAGAGGCGGAAAAGGAGAAGGAGCUAGAGGAGGAGAUGGAGAGAGUGCAGUCUGCUACAGCUCGAGUAGCCAAGGGUUUGGUGGCGAAUGCUGCUAAGGAGGCCGAGUUGGAAGGGAUGAGACGAGAGGUGGAAGAGCAGGGGAAGAAGGUCCGGAAGAUGGAGGAGGAGAUGGGGAUGGUGAUGGAGAGCGUGAGGAAGAAGGAGGAGGAGGUGGUGAGGCGGAUGGUCGAGUUUGAGGAGAGGAUAGAGGCGUUGGGGGUGCGGGAGAGGGAGGUGGAGUGGUGGAAGGAGGAGGCGGAGAGAGUGAGGAAGCAGGCUGCUGAAGUGGCUGAGGCAAGGGUUGUUAACGAGGAGAAGGCGAGAGAAAUGGCGGCACUGAGAGAUGCAGUGAGCGCUAAAGAGGAGGUGAUACGUGCCAAGGAGGAAGAGAUGAAAGGUAGAGAAGAGGGUGUGAGGGUGGAAAAGGAAGAGGUGAGGGCGAAGGAGGAGGGGAUGAAGGCGAGGGAGGAGGAGCUGGAGAGGCGAGAGGAGGAGGUGGUGUUGUGGGAGGAAGAGCUAAAGAAGGACAAGGAGAAGCUGGCAGAAGAGUUGGCGGGUCGGAGCAAGAGGGAGGCGGAGUGGAAGGAGAAGGAACGGCGGCUGCAGGUAGAGGUGGAGAGGCUGUUGGCGCUGGUGGAGCAAGCAGGCGCAGGAGGAGCAGGAGGGGGGGUAGGAGGAGCAGGAGUAGGGUCGCGGUUUGAAGGGGUGCAAGUAUCGCCAGGAGGGUGUUUUGAAGGGGCUCAAUAUACAGGGGCGCGUUUUGAGGGGGCGCUGACGCCAGGAGGGCGAUUUGAGGGGCUGCAGAAAGAAAGUGGGGCAUAUUUCGAUAGGGCUCUGCGAGAAAAGGCACGGUUCGAGACACUAGCAACGGCCGCAACGGCAGAUAGGGACAGGGUGAUGGGGGUGGUGAGCGGCAUGCUGCGAUCGCCAGGGAGUGCCGGGGCUGGAAGGGGCAUGGGCAGGGGCGGAGGGAUGGACGUGAGGAGCAGUGGGCACAUGCAGCUUAGGAGGAGUGCGAGUGGCAGCGGGUUUGGUAGCGGGGUUGUGUAUAAGAGUGCGAGCACGAAUGCUCUGUCGCACAAUAUGAGCUUUGGUUCGGCUGCUCAGAGGUCGCCCCGGAUUCCUGGUAGUGCGAGGCCUGGGAGCAGUGGUUCGGGGAGUGGCUCGGGCAGUGGUAUCGGUCUAGGCAUGGGCAUGGAUACAGUUCUGGAGACUGGUGGGCCAACUACUCCAGCCGCCGCUGCAGCAGCACCAGCAGCAGCAAGUGGAGCAUGGGGAGGAGCAGUGGAGGAUAAUUACUUGUAUCAGGCCAGCUUUAACAGGUGUGUGAGAAAGUCAACUUAG
This is a messenger RNA of Closterium sp. Naga37s-1, 7389 nucleotides long. The record is from the annotation of a GenBank genome assembly. NCBI's taxonomy places the organism in Eukaryota, Viridiplantae, Streptophyta, Zygnematophyceae, Desmidiales, Closteriaceae.